CUGCCCUACAUCUCAGAGUUACCUCCUCCUCUCUGCCUGUGCAGCUCUUUCCAGCAUGGCAGCGCUCUGGCUCCAGACCUUCUCCCUGCUCGUCUUAAUGAUGGUUUCGUGGCCGGGCUCCCAGGCCGUCGGUGGGCCACAGCACCUGUGCGGCUCUCACCUGGUGGACGCCCUGUAUCUGGUCUGUGGGGACAGAGGCUUCUUCUACAACCCCAGGAGAGAUGUGGACCCUCUGCUUGGUUUCCUCCCUCCAAAGGCAGGUGGCGCUGUGGUGCAAGGUGGCGAGAAUGAAGUGACCUUCAAAGACCAGAUGGAAAUGAUGGUGAAGCGAGGCAUUGUGGAGGAAUGCUGCCACAAACCCUGUACCAUCUUUGACCUGCAGAACUACUGCAACUGAACACUGCUCUGCUGGACUUUGUUUAGUCGAGCCAGGCUCGGCUAAUCAGGUCUGAGUCCCAACCCCACCUCCCCCCCUGCUUCAGAGGAGAGCCACAGCUGUCCUCUCUCUGAAAACCAACUGCUGUCAAAUGAAGUGCUGAGAAAUGGAUAAAAUUAAUUUUCCAAGAAAAUAAAAAUGCAA
Pundamilia nyererei is the source of this 580-nucleotide messenger RNA. It is a transcript of the gene ins, whose product is annotated as preproinsulin. The record is from RefSeq and is a predicted model, not a curated record. Gene Ontology annotation, molecular function: hormone activity. The transcript is spliced from 3 exons. The coding region runs from base 56 to 397 and encodes 113 amino acids. Gene Ontology annotation, cellular component: extracellular region. NCBI's taxonomy places the organism in Eukaryota, Metazoa, Chordata, Actinopteri, Cichliformes, Cichlidae.